AGGUUGCGUCGCUCUCUCACGUGCCGACGUCCACAUGCGGUGACUCGCCUCUAGUUUUGUGGAUGUUAUUGGUGAUUUUAUUUCGAUCUCCCAAAGGAAUGUCAGUGUGUGCUGUGCCGUCGUGUGUGUAGAGAGAGGUGAUUUUGUGCGUGUGCCUAUUGAUUUAAUACUGUGAAUUGAAAUCGCAAAUAAUUGUAUACUUGUGUGAUUAUUUUCGGAAAGACAGAAUAGCAGUUGCAAGUAAAUCGAACUGCAAGAGAAAAGAUAAUAUAUCUCUGACCCCCGGAUGCUCGUAUAACAAAAACUCCGCUUGAACAACAGUGUUAAUCCAAAGUCCUUUUUAUGCACCAUGUAACUUUGCCUCGCGUCGCACUCCAAACGCCCACCAUGAGAUCGCGGGCGUCGUUGCUGCUGUGGGCGGCGCUCCUCGGCGUGUCUGUGGGCGGUGUGUCCGGCAAAGGCACCAGGGUUUGGCUGGACGACUCGGGCGCUUACAGGGACCUGGUCGUCGCCGUCCACCCUGCCUUCAUCCCUGCCAACUGCACCUCCUUCUUCGCCAAUCUCAAGGCUUCUCUGGAUUCCUUCUCACGUUUUCUGUGGCGAGCGACGAAUGGGCGUGCCCAUCUGGGAAACGUGGGCGUAGUGGUGCCGCCCACCCUCUCGCGGGCUUGCUCAGUAACCCCCGGCGCCCGCGCUACCUGGCAGAGAUGGGCGACGGCAGACCUGAGACUGGCACCAAGUGCUGUGUCUUCCGGAUGGGCGUGGGGCGCGGGCGGCAGCGUGGGCGUAGGCGUAGCUCAGCCUGAAGGGUGCGGGCGGCCCGGACAGCACAUCACCCUCGAUCCCGACGUCGUCCUCGAGCUGGCUGAGGCUGAGGUUGACACUCUGGGUCGCUCUCUGGUGGGCGCGUGGGCGAGGUACCGCUGGGGCGUGUUCGAGGAGCGAGGGUACGAGGGCGACCCCAAGUUCCCGGCUGCCCACAUGAUGGACGACGUGCCCAAGCCCACGUCCUGCACCAACGCGCCCACGGAGGGACAGUGGAUCUCCAGAAAGGGAUCGGGUCCGUGUUCGGAGGAUGACCUAGAAGGGUGUGUGUGGGUGCCCGACCUCAAGAGCCAGGUCAACACAUCGAUCCUGUACCAUGCUGACUUACCUCAGAUACGGGGCUUCUGCGACAGCGAAACGCACGACUACGACUCCCCGACGCCCCACAAUCUCCUGUGCGGAGCCAAGAGCGUUUGGGAAAUCAUGAAGCAACACCCAGACUUCGCUGUCAAGGCCACACCCGCACCUCCUGCUAUAGUGGAGGUAGAGCAACAGGCCACAAGACGCCCCGAGGGAGAGGAACGUAGCGGCACCAUCAGGAAAUGGAAAACAGAGCCCGUGACACCUGCGACUUCCACGUCGACAACUGCAGGAGGGGUGACACGAGAAGAGUCGACGACGACGGAGCGUCUGUUCUUGGAUGACGUCCGAAGGAGGUUCGAGGAGAAGGCUGCUUCCAAAAGCGAGGCGCAGGUCACUCCCGAAGUGGGGAACCAAACGCAGAAGAGGAGCAAAAGAGAAGAGACUAAGCCUAAUCCGGAUGUCAAUCUGCGACCGAGCUUGGUGACCGCCCACAUCGCGACGUCCAGCUCCCCUCCUCCUCCAUUCAACGCCACGGCCUCGGAGGACGCCUUGCCAGUCCAGGACUACCUCAUCAGCAGCCACGAAGUCAACUUCUCGGAGAACUCAGGACGCUCCCACCAUCCGAACCACGAGCCCGUCAGAGACAAAAUUAGGAAAAGGCUUCCAGGGCGCCAGGAAUGGAGUCCUCCGUCCCCAGAGCUCAUCCUGCUGGCCCCUGCCCCGAGGGCCGUGGUGCUGGCACUCGACCUAUCUCAGGACGCUGUGGCGCAGGUCAACAUGGAUGAGCUCCGAGGCGGGAUCCUUCGCUGGCUGUGGGGCCUCGGCUCCAACAUCAAGGUGGGCGUCUUGGCGGCCUACAACAACGCAUCCUACCCACUCAGUCUCGGCCCUCUCCUGCAUGCUCCUACCACGACGUCGCAGCUGGAGGACGAGCUCGCUCUCCUCCCUUCUCUGGACGAAGUGGAAGACGGGGUGUACGGGGGCGAGUACUGCCUCGACUGCGUCCUGAGGGAGGCUUCAAAGAUGCUGGAGGACGGUGGUGUCGAAGAAGGAGCCGGCGUCCUUCUCUUGGUGGCGUGCGCGCCCCAGGUCUCCGAGGACGCUCUGGCCGGUCUGCGCCAGAGCCCCCUGGCCGUGCAAACCCUGGCGCUCUGCCCUUCCGCCGAUCCAAAGUUCGACCAGCUGGCGGGGUCGGGCGGGUCGUGGGUGCUGCCUGACACACCCACGCCCACGUACCCGGGGGAGGCAGGGAAAGGCCGCGAGCAGAGAGCAGCGGCUGUGCUCGCUGCUGCUACCCAGGGCGCGAUGGCUGUCCCGGGAGACCCGACGCUCGUUAGGGUGGGUGGACUGAUAACCAGCGUGGAAGAACGAAUGGUAGAGAGCGCCGGCCCGUACGUGACUAUGUCUGGUAGACUGAGACUCGUACCUGCUCGCGAGCCUCACCUGGUCAUCAUCACCACACAGCAUCAGGCAAAGAUUGUGGAGCUGACGAAUCCCCAGAAGGAAGAAAUCGACUUGAUUCGAGACACGAACCAGCGCUUCUGGGCCAUCGUCGGCAAGGAGGGCGGGGAGUUCACUUACACGAUCAAGUUCCUCAGGAGUUCGAUCGCUUUCCCGUUUUUUGUGACCGCGGAUGUGUAUGUGAGAAAACAGGAAGACAUCGGCGUUGCGGUGAAACUUUACACAAACGUCGACGAUCACAAGCCGAUGCAACCGGACUCGCGCCCUCUCGUCGCGUGGGCGGAGGUCACUCUCGAUGGACGUCCUGUCGUCGGAGCGAAGGUUGUCCUCAAGAUAACUCACCUGAACGAGGACGGUCCCUCCGACACGCUCGAAUUACUGGACAAUGGCAACGCAGAGCCCGAUGUGCGUGCGCAUGACGGCGUUUAUACUCGCUACGUGACGUGGCUGCCCGUCGAAGGAAGAUAUGCCCUCACGGCCAUAGCCACAGAUCAUCAGGGGGCGGCGUCCGUGCUGGCACCGAGACGUCGAGACGGCCGCGUGGUGCCCGUGAGUGCCGGCCAGUUCACCGUCGACAGUGCGUCUGUGUCUGUCAUCGUGUCGCGAGUCACCACCGCUGACAUCACACCGCCCUCUAGGAUCACAGACUUGACUGUGACUUCAGUGCACGACACGACUGUAAACCUCACGUGGGCUGCUCCGGGCGGCAACCUCGAUCAGGGGUCAGCGUGGCGUUACGAGCUCAAGAUGUAUACCGAGCGCAGCGCCCUCAGCGAGGAACGCUUCAACACCUCCACCAUCGCCGUCUACUGCAUCACCCACGACCUCAGGGCGCCCACGCAAACGCCUGCCAGCUACGGGACACCCCAGCAUUGUCUUACCGAGCUGCCCUUCACAAAUCUCAGAUGGUACUUCGCCAUCCGCGCCAUUGACUCGGCCAACAACACGGGUCGGAUUUCCAACGUGGUGUCCGCCUUCGUCCCCGACCCGCCCACGACCCCGCCGCCCACGCCCACGGCCAGCGAAGUCCCGUCGAACGCCCAGACCGUCAUCAUGUCGACGAUCAGCUCCGCCAGCCCGAGCGGCAACCAGACGGCGGGAAACGCGACCCAUCCCGCCCACGCCAGCAGCGCCGGCUACGACUGGAGAGUGUGGCUGGCGGUCGGCGUGGGCGUGUGCGGCAUCCUGCUCGCGGCGGGCAUCAUCCUGACGUGCAUCUGCUGUUGCAAAAGGAACCCCGAGGGCGGAGAGAAGGACCCCGACAGGCCGAUCUACAAGAUCUACGUGAACAACGCCUACAUCCAGGAGGAAGACGGCGAGAUCAAGGUGGUGAGCAACGGGAAGCUCGUUGACGACAAAGAACCGAGUCAGGUGCAGGAGUGGGUGAACUCCCUGUCCAAGUUUGGCUCGACGGACGUGUACGGAGCGGAGAACGGCGAGGCCCCGGCGGCGGCGACGGAGGCUCCCCUGGUUGAGUGCCGUCCCCGCGCUUCCAUGAAGUACGCCAGCCCCGUGCGUUUCGGCGUGCUCACCAACGGCUCCAUCAUGAGGGAAGCUUGCGCCUCCUCCUCCUCGACGUCCUCCUCCAAGCCCUCGGACGACCCCGCCGGCGAGGACUUCAAGUAUCGCGACUUAUCCGAGACGACGAGCAACUCGACAACGGACGGCGGGGCUUCGGCGUCCUCGACGGCCACGACAGAGCUGCCCCCUCCCCCGCCUCCUCUCAUGGACAACACCACGACCUUGACUGUAAAAACAACUAGUUCCGGUCUCCCGCCGCCGCCGCCGCCCUCGCAGCUCCAGCAGCCACCCCCGCCGCCGCCGCAGAUUCAGCCCUUGGGCGUCCCGGGUCCGACGGUGAUCUCCAUCCACGCGGGGUCGACGCUCCACAACGGCUACAGCAGCGACGAGGAGGGAGGCUUCCGGCCGCGAACUGUGCCUGGCCCCGGACCAAGACGGUACCUGCCCAACCACUUCUCGUCCUUCCGCUACCUGCCGCCGCCCCCCGAGUACCGCUCUGGAGGCGCCGGAAGCAACUCUGGCCCGCUUGACUACCCCACCUGCCACACGAUCUCCCGGGCCACGGCGACACUCCCGCACGGAACAGUUCGCAGCGUCAAGAAGCGACGGCACAUUUCGUUCGUGUAGUUUCGUCGAGACAAUUAAGUGCUGCAGUUUUCGUGUACGGUGAAAAAACACGUGAAAAGACCUGCAUAUAUGAAAAUUAUGUAAUUGAACUCUGCUUAAAUGUUUUGCUUUUUACACUUUGUAGUUUACGCUACAGACUUUUUAAGUGUGCAAGUAAGAGGUUUGUUAGCCCAAAGUUACACGGAAAAGUAUACUGAAACCCGUGAAUAUUUACUGUUAUUGUGAUUUGAAACUAGAAAUUCUUGAAGUGGACAAGUCCUGUCGUAGUUUCUUCCGUCGAUGUGUGGUAUAUUGUGUAUAUGUGUGUAUUUGUCUUUGUAUAUGUUGGUGUAAGCUUGUUUCUGUAAAAAUGGCUGAACAAACAGUCCUUUAAGAAAAAUGGUUGACCUUUGUAAUUACAUUUGCAUUAUAUGUAAAUACGUUUUGUAAAUAUUUUCCCCAAAGGCCAAAAUUAUAUUGAUCCUAACUUUGUGAUAAUAACUGUUAUGUUCUUGCAAAAUAAUAAUCCAAAUCCUCGAGAAGAGUGCUCUGCUAAUACACCUUUUAUAUGCAUAAAACAAAUAACUGUUUUCUUAUGGAAACAGUUUACAUAAAGUGAACUGCGACAAUAUACAUGCAUAAUGCACAUAGACAAAAAUACCGAAUGACUAAUAUGUAUAUAACAUGUUAAUCGGAAAGUGGAUAUUACCAUGACCAUUAGAUAUGAUGAUAUAUAUCUAAUAUAAUUAUAUUUAAUUAUGUAUACAUCUAUAUAUCUAAUAUAUCUAAUGAUCAUGGACACUACUACAUUAAUUUCAAACACGAUUUAUUACAAGUCUGCAUCUUCUCAGUAUCUUGCCAAAGACUUUAUAACCACCAACCAAAACCAAGAUUCAAGGAUGGGGUUUAUUUAACGGUUUUCAUUCAGAAGAUUUUGUGUAAGUUUGAAAAAAAAAGGAAUUUUUGCCCCAUGCUGUCGUGUAAUGGUUAUGGUGGUUACAACUGUAAAUUUAUGUAAAUAUUUAAUGUAAAAUAAAUAUACGAUUUGAA
Molecule: messenger RNA, 5766 nt
Organism: Penaeus chinensis
Lineage: Eukaryota; Metazoa; Arthropoda; Malacostraca; Decapoda; Penaeidae
Product: calcium-activated chloride channel regulator 1-like
Exons: 16
Coding region: 343-4737 (1464 amino acids)
Molecular function (GO): protein binding
Source: RefSeq, a predicted model, not a curated record